Molecule: messenger RNA, 786 nt
Organism: Helianthus annuus (common sunflower)
Lineage: Eukaryota; Viridiplantae; Streptophyta; Magnoliopsida; Asterales; Asteraceae
Product: ethylene-responsive transcription factor RAP2-2
Exons: 1
Coding region: 1-786 (261 amino acids)
Biological process (GO): regulation of DNA-templated transcription
Molecular function (GO): DNA-binding transcription factor activity; DNA binding
Source: RefSeq, a predicted model, not a curated record
AUGGCAGCAUCCGAAACUAGCAUGAAAACAAUGAAACCCACAAAGAGAAAAUUUGUUGGGGUCCGACAAAGGCCAUCAGGGAGGUGGGUGGCAGAAAUCAAAGAUUCAUCACAAAAGGUGAGGUUAUGGCUUGGUACUUAUGACACACCUGAAGAAGCGGCUCGAGCCUAUGAUGAGGCAGCUCGAGCCUUGAGAGGUGAAAACGCGAGAACCAACUUUGCACCUAUGGUAAAUUCAAUCUCCAGUUCGUGGUUGGAUUCAGACUCAAGACGCGCACAUAGCUUUUCUUCGUUAAAAGUGAGGCUAAGCAAGAACUUAGAAAGCAUCAUGGCGCGAACCACUGAAAAUAAGUCUUCAUCAAAAAGCAGGGUGAGCGAUCAUUUCACUUUCGCUAGUAUAUUCAACUUUAAGGGCAAUCACCAAUACCAGAACAUCAAUGUUGUUGGUGACAUAGAAAAAGCGGUACAACCUAGUGUGAUUGUACCAUCACAAAUGGGACCGGAUCAUGAUGUUGCUACAACAUAUAAUUCGUCAUGGGAAAGCUCAAGCGUGUCGGAUUGUAGCAACGAGUGGACAUGUUUUUCGACUAGACAACAUGGGUUGGAUUCAGAUGGCUCUGAUAUCGGUGAAGGAAGUUAUUUUGGAGACCAAAUGAUUGGAGGGUGGAUGAGUAGCCCGGACGUUAGCGAUGGUGGUUCGAGGAGUAAAAGGUUUAAGGUCUCUUCAUCGGUUUUGGUUCCUCCAAAGUUCAGUGAUCAAACCAACGAGUCAGGUUUUCCAUGGUGA